Messenger RNA from Sparassis crispa, 741 nucleotides. RefSeq lists its product as hypothetical. The coding region runs from base 1 to 741 and encodes 246 amino acids. NCBI's taxonomy places the organism in Eukaryota, Fungi, Basidiomycota, Agaricomycetes, Polyporales, Sparassidaceae. The record is from RefSeq and is a predicted model, not a curated record. The transcript is spliced from 2 exons.
AUGAGUGUCCAAUGGCGUUUCUUCGAAUCGCUGUACGACGUCUUGGCCGUCGGGCGUCGGACGCUCGGCUGGUUGGACACUGUGGACGCAGCGGCGGGAUCGCCAAGGACGACGAGCAGCCUCGGUCGACUGUGGGGAACGCGGGGAAACCUGGGGAAUUUGUAUUUAUCCGCCCGCCCAAGAUCUUCCCAGAUCUCCCUCCGUCCCCGACGCGCACCUCCUCCUCCUCCUCCCUCGUUGCCCGACGGGUGCUGCAAGACUGGACCCGUUCACGUCGGAGGCUGCACACUCGCCUUCUCUGCCCUUCCGCUCCACCUCAUCGACCACCCGUGGCUCGAUCGUACGCGUCCCACAGCACAUAAUUACUUGACGAUCCUUGCAAUCUUCCCUUCUCCCGUCCCACUGUUCCUUGAGCGAGAACGUUCGACGACGAACGUUGAACGCAAAGUUUUUGCGACGACAGGUACAGCCCCGAAGCUUCCUCUUCUCUUCUUUUCCCAGCCACACUCGCUCCGCACCAGUCGCCAACUCGCCCGCCUGGAGACCAUCCAACUCGAAGCCGCAGCAGACGCGACAGCGACGCCAUGGGAGCGCCCAUCACAAAAAAUGGAAAUAACCCGCCUUCCCGUCUUCGAACGCCGUGCAGAGAGGAUCAGCCCGGCGCGGCGCGCCACGACGCCUUCCUCCCAGAUCCUGUGCGCACCCGUCCUCUCGCACCGCCCCCUCGUCCCACACUGGUAA